Messenger RNA from Mycena indigotica, 783 nucleotides. Its product is annotated as DUF5071 domain-containing protein. The record is from RefSeq and is a predicted model, not a curated record. The transcript has a single exon. Lineage: Eukaryota; Fungi; Basidiomycota; Agaricomycetes; Agaricales; Mycenaceae. The coding region runs from base 25 to 783 and encodes 252 amino acids.
UGCAGUGAACGCCCAUGUCCAAACAUGGACAUGCAAGUAGACCUACUGUCGGACGAAGGCCUCGCCACUUUACUUCCUAGCCUCUUGAUGACCAACCCACAUCGACACUAUAACCGUCUUGCUACACGCGUCGCCGCCGCUAGCCCCGACAACCCACUUACCUCAGCCAUCACCACUAUCCUUACCGCACCUGCAGAAGACGUCGCCGCCGCAAAAAUCCAAGGCGCACUCUUUGGGUGGGCCGCUCUGCUCCCUUGCCUGCCCAAACUCCGACUCGCAGACUUCCGGCCUGCGCUCCGACGCCUCGCUGACCGUCCAAGCGCACUUGAGCGGCAGCAUGGCCUGCCCAUUGAUGCACGUGAACUCAUCGAGUACAUUGACCGGCGGGAGCCGUGGGUGCCUGUGUCGAAGAGCGACUACCUCGGCCUGCGGAGCCUCGACGCGGUCACGUGCGCAGCGGAAAUGGCGCCGUUCGUGAAGGGCCUGCUGGAGUGGCUGCAGGAUCCAAACUGGCCCAUAGCUGAGGGGUGUGCGAUGCACCUCGCCCGAUUUCCGGAGCUAUGUGCCGAUCCGAUACGGCGCGUGCUGGAAAGGGGCGACGAUGCCGGGUGGGAGAGCCAGUUGUUGUGGUUUGUCAGCGACAAUUUGGCGGUUCGGGACUGUGAACGGAUGCGGGCGGAGUUGGAGCGUAUUGUACAGCGGCCCACACUCGCAGAGGAGGAGGAGGAGCUUGGGGAGGUGGUGUUGGGUAUCUUGGAAAGGAUGGAUUACGCCAGAGACUGA